UGUCUCAUCAAGCUGUAGAAAAAAACCUCCUUUGUAGAAGCUGCUCCAUCUCUGGUUUGUGUCGGCUUCCUCUUUCUGUCACUGCCUGACUCGGAGCUUUUCUUCAGUUUUUUGUGACAGUCAUAUCCCUCUCUGCUCCUCUACGAUCAUCCAUCAUGCACCAUCAAGGUGUUCUCCUAAUCGCCGCCCUGCUCCUGCUGGCCACACCCCUUAUGGUUUCCUCGCAGAGCUGCCCAGCAAUGCCAGGAAUGCCAGGUAUUCCAGGGAUGCCGGGCAGAGACGGUCGAGAUGGAGAGAAGGGAGAGAAAGGACAGUCAGGGGCGGUCUGGAAAGGCGGCAACGCUCCACAGAAGGGAGAGAAGGGGGACCCAGGGUCCAUGGGAUACGCCGGUAAACGAGGUCCAAGUGGAGAAUCAGGGGAGGCUGGAAUCCCUGGUGUACCUGGACCUCCCGGACUACCCGGAGAAGCAGGGAGUGUUGGAGUCAGGCAGAAAGCAGCCUUCAGUGUAGCCAGAGGGACCAAUGAUUACCCCAGCAGAGCGAGCGUCAUCCGCUUCACCACCGUCAUCACCAACAUCAACGACGACUAUGACACAGAGACAGGACGCUUCAGAUGCCGGGUCCCAGGAACGUACUACUUCGUGUUCCAUGCCUCCAUAGACGACCGACUGUGUGUGGUGAUGAAACUGGAUAACAAGCAGCUCUCAACGUUCUGUGACCAUCGCCGCAUCAGGAGACAGGUGACUUCAGGUGGUCUGGCGGUCUACGUGGCGAGGGAUCAGGAAGUCUGGCUGGAGACUAAAGACAACAGAGGGAUGAGAGGGAAACCGGCUGGUUACAGCAUCUUCUCUGGUUUCCUGCUGCAUUCUCGCUGACCUGGGACACAGAAAAACAGCCUUUAAUCACAUUAUUACUGAACAGUUUUACAGUUUAACCUCACUGAAACUGAGCUUAUUCAUCUCUUUUUCACUUUAUCUUCUUCUGUUUUAACCUGCUAAUGUCUCAUUUAAAACUGGGUGUAAUCUCUGUUAGAUAAGGACUACACAAUAAAAAUAUCUUUGAAAAAAUCUGA
This is a messenger RNA of Cheilinus undulatus (humphead wrasse), 1072 nucleotides long. RefSeq names its product complement C1q subcomponent subunit C-like. The record is from RefSeq and is a predicted model, not a curated record. Gene Ontology annotation, molecular function: protein binding. Bases 156 to 875 code for a protein of 239 amino acids. The transcript is spliced from 7 exons. Lineage: Eukaryota; Metazoa; Chordata; Actinopteri; Labriformes; Labridae.